This is a messenger RNA of Folsomia candida, 2959 nucleotides long. RefSeq lists its product as uncharacterized. Bases 2037 to 2747 code for a protein of 236 amino acids. The record is from RefSeq and is a predicted model, not a curated record. Lineage: Eukaryota; Metazoa; Arthropoda; Collembola; Entomobryomorpha; Isotomidae. The transcript has 3 exons.
ACCAUCGCAUCACCCAAUGCCAACGCCGUUUAGGAAACCGUGAGUAGGAAUAUCAUAUUAUUGGGUUUGUUGGGGGAUAUUUAUUAGUUAGUCGAGUUCUGUUGGUGGUCUAUGUUGAUACAACCUGAUAAUAAUGCAGUGCGGCUCGUUGGUGUCAUAUCACAGCUCAUCCUCCUCAUCUGCGCUCUCAGAUAAUGGCACAAUUUACCAAGUCCAUCUCCAUCCAAGCCGUAUUGGAGGAGUCAGUUGACAUUUGACCGAGUCAGAGUGGAUGUGCACAAGGCAUCCUGCUUUAUUCGUGUCAAAAAGUACAUCAAAUUCAGUUCAGGUAGUGCUUCAUGGACGACCUGUCAUUGCACAAGCCCUGAAAUAGACUAGAAAGUGACACAAAGUAAAGAGUAAAAAAACAGCUUGAGGUGCUGAUCUGUAGCUGUUCCUCCGAAACAACAAAGGACCAAUUAAGAAUCAUCACUCGUCGACGUCUCUUGUGUGCAGUGCAGCAUAGUCAGAUCCAUCCACAUCAUAUUAAAAGUUUGCUAUUUUUUGCGAAUCGAAUCAAGGAAGAAGAAGGGCGUGUGCAUUUUUCUGUGUUCGGCUGCUGGCUCCAAUUACUUAUUAUUGCCUGGAAGACCUGCACCACUUACAGGUCUGAACCAACGCUACGAGGUAAAUAGCAGAAUUGCCACAUUUCUUACGCUCUUGCUGCACUUUGCUCCUGCUGCCUUUGUCUCACAAUAAUCAAUCAAAUGAGUAAAAGGAACAAGUCAAUCACAUUGCUACGAUUUUGUUAUUAGUCGUAACAGCAGCGCAUUAUUAGUCGUGUCGUAUGUACAACAACGACACUCGAGAAGAAAAAUGUGAGACAGUUUUACGUUGCGAGUUACUACUAAAUACUAUUUGGUAGGUUCUUUUUAUGGACUUGUGAACAAUGCUCUCGUGCUCACUACGACUACCCAGUGCUGAAUAAAUAGGGGUGUGUGAUCGCGGUGAGACAAAGACAUUUCCUGGAAGAAAUUUAUUGCUCACAGACGAGACUACCUGCACACUAAACAAAUCAUCCACUACGACAGAAAUAUAAUUCAUCACAUCGUCCAGCCAAAGGAUAAGAAGAAGAGCAAAAUUGUAUCCAAUCCAGAUCAGAUCAGACAGUUGUUGUGCAUUGAAUGUCCUUCUGGAUUGCAUCUUCUCGCGUUAAUUGCUGCUGAAAGUGUUGCUGGAUUCAAGAAAUAGCUCCGAUUACUUACGUUACAUUAUCCCGUCGCCGUUAAACUAUAAAAGUUGCUGCUGCUGGUAGUAAAAGGUCUCACAUUUCCUCAUUAAACAAACUAUUUAUUAAUUGUUCAUGCUCGGAUGAUUUCACGGAAAGUUGUACUUUUCCACUUGUGGAACAUAUCCUUUCGCAGUUCUUGGUACUUGUGAGUACGUGUGCGAGAAUCGCAUAUAGUUCGAAUAGCAGGCAGAGUGUUUAGUAACGGUGAUACAAAUUGCAGCAACUGACUGCUGCUGCUGCUGAAUAUAGCCUCAGAACACAAGUAUCAAACGACCUCAGCAGAGCAGUCUUCCUGCGCAUUGUUAUCCGAGACGGUAUCGUCGUCCCCGUCAGCAUCUCAUCCAGACCGGUCCAUAGUCUAAUUUCAGCUCGGAUUGAUUUCAGCAAGGCGUAAGAAAGAAUCCAUCCCAUUUUAUGAUUAUUGUGAAGAAAAAGAAGCCCGAGGUUACUCCGCAAUAAAUAAUAACCCAACAGCAUCAUCACCAUUACCCUCCACGAUAUUAACAUUAUCACCCUGCAGGAAGGUCUUACUACCACCAAAUAGCUCAACCAAACCUAAUAAUAAACCUUUAAGAGCACAAAUCUCCUCUUCUUCUCACACUCUCGCAGUCCGUCAGAGUGAACCCUCAAUCGCCAAACGCUCUCUCAGAAAGUGGUGGCCACUUGUUGCUGGUGAAACUACUCUCACUCACUCCCUUCCCGUACUUAACUUCAAGGUGAUUCUUCCUCAUAACACAAGAGAAGUGAGAUCGACCAGUCCUUCGAAAUGACUUCGACCAGGGGAGGCGUCGCAGCGAUGAUGGGGGCCGCCAUGGAGAGCGUGGCCAACUGGACUCUGGAGGCAGCAGGGGCCUUGACCAGGGUGGACGAGGACGAAAUGUUCAUGUUUGACGAAGACUUGACAUCCAACAAUAACAACAACAACAACAGUAAACCACCGCCACCACCUCCUCCUCAGCUCCGAAGGACGAGCAAUUCGCAAUGCCUGGGCGCCCUUGUGAUGCACGAUCUCGAAUACAUGACGCUGGAGGAUGGGGGUCUCGGUCUGGGCAGGAAAUUCGGGGACGAUGACGAAGAUGAGACGCUCCUUUCCGUCUCAAAGACUGAAAAUACAUUUAUCCGUCCGAAACCACGCUUCCAUUUCUACGGGGUGAGCCCGGCAGACUCGUUCAGUGCUGCAGCCUCGUCGGUGGAUUCUGACCUAAGCGCCAGCAUCACGAUCGAAGGAUUACGGGAUCAUCUUCAAUCUUGCUUCACAUGCGGCGUGUUGUGGCGUGAGAACCAAGCCAGCCUAGAUUGCCUGGAAUGUGAUGGAUAUGCCCUCACAAGGCCCUGCAUUGACUGUGAUGGGAGUUGCUCGACCGUCAUGACCAGAGAUUUGACCACGUCUCAUCAGACUCACAAGGCGAAAUGGCUCGGCACUUGCAAGCUUAUUUUAAGAAAUUGCUCAAUUGGAACGGAAUCCGUGGAAAACUAGAUAGAUUAAUUAAUUUCAUAUUUGUAUUCACAUACAUGAAAAUCCACACACAACUACUCCUCCGGCCACACAAUACACAUACAUUUAGAGAUGGAACAAUUUAUUAUUGCGCUCGGUUAAACUUCGUUUUUAUAAUAAAAUUAUAAAUACUAUACAGAGUUCUACACAAGUAAUUAAAGACGUUUUUUUAAAUAAAUGCCAGUCCAUCUCCG